UCUUCAGGAAGAAAAAUGGUUAUGUCUUUGCACUCAUACCUGGGCUUAAUCUGUUUAUUGUUUUGCCACUGGACUGGGACAACAUCGCCUCUGAAUCUUGAAGAUCCUAAUGUGUGCAGCCACUGGGAAAGCUACUCAGUGACUGUGCAAGAGUCAUAUCCACAUCCCUUUGAUCAAAUUUACUACACCAGCUGCACGGACAUCCUGAACUGGUUCAAAUGCACGCGGCACAGAAUUAGUUACCGGACAGCUUAUCGGCAUGGAGAGAAAACUAUGUACAGACGCAAAUCCCAGUGUUGCCCUGGAUUUUAUGAAAGCAGGGAAAUGUGUGUCCCCCACUGCGCUGAUAAAUGUGUCCAUGGUCGCUGCAUCGCUCCAAACACCUGUCAGUGUGAGCCUGGCUGGGGUGGGACCAACUGCUCCAGUGCCUGCGACGGCGAUCACUGGGGGCCCCACUGCAGCAGCCGGUGCCAGUGCAAAAAUGGAGCCCUGUGCAACCCCAUCACGGGGGCUUGCCACUGUGCGGCGGGCUUCCGGGGCUGGCGCUGCGAGGACCGCUGCGAGCAGGGCACCUACGGCAACGACUGCCACCAGAGAUGCCAGUGCCAGAACGGGGCCACAUGCGACCACGUCACGGGGGAGUGCCGCUGCCCACCGGGCUACACUGGAGCCUUCUGUGAGGAUCUGUGUCCUCCUGGCAAACAUGGUCCACAGUGUGAGCAGAGGUGCCCUUGCCAGAAUGGAGGCGUGUGCCAUCACGUGACUGGAGAGUGCUCCUGCCCUUCUGGCUGGAUGGGCACAGUGUGUGGUCAGCCUUGCCCUGAAGGUCGCUUUGGCAAGAACUGCUCUCAGGAAUGUCAGUGCCAUAACGGAGGGACCUGCGAUGCUGCUACAGGCCAGUGUCACUGCAGCCCUGGGUACACAGGGGAACGGUGCCAGGACGAGUGUCCGGUUGGGACCUACGGCGUCCGCUGUGCCGAGACCUGCCGGUGCGUCAAUGGCGGGACCUGCUACCACGUGAGCGGCGCGUGCGCCUGCGAGGCCGGCUUCGCUGGAGAGCGCUGUGAGGCGCGCCUGUGCCCGGACGGCCUCUACGGCAUCAAAUGUGACAAGCGGUGCCCCUGCCACCUGGACAACACUCACAGCUGUCACCCCAUGUCUGGAGAGUGUGCCUGCAGGCCGGGCUGGUCUGGGCUGUACUGCAAUGAAACAUGCUCUCCUGGGUUCUACGGGGAAGCUUGCCAACAGAUCUGCAGCUGCCAAAACGGGGCCGACUGUGACAGUGUGACUGGAAAGUGCACCUGUGCGCCAGGAUUCACAGGAAUUGACUGCUCUACGCCAUGCCCUCUGGGAACCUACGGGAUAAAUUGUUCUUCUCGCUGCGGCUGUAAAAACGAUGCAGCCUGUUCUCCUGUGGACGGGUCGUGCGCCUGCAAGGCAGGCUGGCACGGGGUGGACUGCUCCAUCAGCUGUCCCAGUGGCACGUGGGGAUUUGGCUGUAACUUAACAUGCCAGUGCCUCAAUGGCGGAGCCUGCAAUACCCUGGACGGGACCUGCACCUGUGCACCUGGAUGGCGUGGGGAGAAGUGCGAACUUGCCUGCCAGGAUGGCACGUACGGGCUGAACUGUGCUGAGCGCUGUGACUGCAGCCAUGCAGAUGGCUGCCAUGCCACGACUGGUCAUUGCCGUUGCCUCCCUGGAUGGUCAGGAGUCCACUGUGACAGCGUGUGCGCCGAGGGACGCUGGGGUCCCAACUGCUCCCUGCCCUGCUACUGUAAAAAUGGGGCCUCGUGCUCCCCCGACGAUGGCAUCUGUGAGUGUGCACCAGGGUUCCGGGGCACCACGUGUCAGAGAAUCUGUUCCCCUGGUUUUUAUGGACAUCGCUGCAGCCAGACGUGCCCACAGUGUGUUCACAGCAGCGGGCCCUGCCACCACAUCACGGGUCUCUGUGACUGCCUGCCCGGCUUCACGGGUGCCCUGUGCAAUGAAGUGUGUCCCAGUGGCAGAUUUGGGAAAAACUGUGCAGGAAUUUGUACCUGCACCAACAACGGGACCUGUAACCCCAUUGAUCGAUCCUGCCAGUGUUACCCGGGGUGGAUCGGCAGUGACUGCUCUCAGCCAUGUCCCCCUGCCCACUGGGGCCCAAACUGUAUUCACACCUGCAAUUGCCACAACGGGGCCUUCUGCAGCGCCUAUGACGGGGAAUGUAAAUGCACUCCUGGCUGGACGGGGCUCUACUGCACUCAGAGAUGUCCUCUGGGGUUUUAUGGAAAGGACUGUGCGUUGAUAUGCCUGUGUCAAAACGGAGCUGACUGCGACCACAUCUCUGGGCAGUGUACUUGCCGCACGGGAUUCAUGGGGAGGCACUGUGAGCAGAAGUGCCCUGCAGGGACAUAUGGCUAUGGCUGUCGCCAGAUAUGUGACUGUCUCAACAACUCCACCUGUGACCACGUCACAGGGACCUGUUACUGCAGCCCAGGAUGGAAGGGGGCACGGUGUGAUCAAGCUGGUGUUAUAAUAGUUGGGAAUCUGAACAGCUUAAGCCGAACCAGCACUGCCCUCCCUGCCGACUCCUACCAGAUCGGCGCCAUUGCGGGCAUCAUCAUCCUGGUCCUGGUUGUGCUCUUCCUGCUGGGCUUGUUCAUUAUUUACAGACACAAGCAGAAGGGGAAGGAGUCGGGCAUGCCCGCCGUUACCUACACCCCUGCCAUGAGGGUCAUCAAUGCAGACUAUACCAUCUCAGAGACCCUUCCUCACAGCAAUGGUGGAAAUGCUAACAGCCAUUACUUCACCAAUCCCAGCUACCACACCCUGACUCAGUGUGCCACGUCCCCUCAUGUCAACAAUAGAGACAGGAUGACCAUUGCCAAGUCAAAAAAUAAUCAGCUGUUUGUGAAUCUGAAAAAUGUGAAUCCCGGGAAGAGAGGCCCCAUGGUGGACUGCACGGGGACACUGCCUGCAGACUGGAAGCAUGGCGGCUACCUGAAUGAGCUGGGUGCUUUUGGACUUGACAGAAGCUAUAUGGGAAAAUCCUUAAAAGACCUGGGAAAGAAUUCUGAAUAUAAUUCAAGUAACUGCUCCCUAAGCAGUUCUGAAAACCCAUACGCGACUAUUAAAGACCCACCUGUACUGAUCCCUAAAAACUCAGAGUGUGGCUAUGUGGAAAUGAAGUCACCGGCACGAAGAGACUCCCCCUAUGCAGAGAUCAAUAACUCAACUUCAGCCAACAAGAAUGUCUAUGAAGUUGAACCUACAGUGAGUGUUGUCCAAGGAAUAUUCAGCAAUAAUGGGCAUCUCACCCAGGACCCGUACGACCUCCCCAAGAACAGUCACAUCCCUUGCCACUAUGACCUGCUGCCAGUCCGAGACAGUUCAUCCUCCCCCAAGCAAGAGGACAGUGGCAGCAGCAGCAGCAGCAGCGAAUGACACCAAAGGACCUCUGGGUAGCUGCUGGAACCAUUUCUAGAACUGCAGUUCAGUUCUUCUCCAUCCUCAAGCUUGCCACCCUACGUGAAUGCUAGUCAACUUGGUAGGCAGUUGUGGGACAUGAACCAGAAAGCUCAGAGCUCAGGCUGACACUGACUGUGGGUGCUUUUUCUACAGGUGGCUCAGAAGGAGUUGGAGACGUGAUUUCUCACUACCGUUAGUUUUAGAACUGCAGCUAUGAAGCAUGACUUAUUGUAAGAUGCCGGCUAAAAGCUCGAACUUGCAGAACUCCUUUGGGUUGCAGUAGAUAUUUGUAUGAUCGCUUGAAAAAAGUAAAAUUUAAAUAUUUUCUUCUUCAUUUGCAUCAUAGAGCUGCACAUAGGAUUGUGCAGUUUACCAUGAAAUUUCCUCUUUGAAAGUGAGGAUCACUAAACAUGUACAAAAAAGGGCGCAUUAUUGAGUUUUAUCGAUCCGACUUUUCAGCUGGACAGAAUUGUAGGACAAUAUGGAUGGAGGAGGACACAUCCUGUCAGGUGGUGUGACUGGGGAGACUGAGUAAUCUCUAGAAGUGGAUAGCAAAUUGAAAUAUGGAAACUUUCAUUUUGUUUUAGAAUGAGGAAAUGUAUCAUUAGAAUUUUUUAGAAAUAGUGGAAGUGUUGCAGAAUUCAGUUUACAAAUGUGCUAGGCAGGGAUGGUUUUUCUCUCUCUUUGACCCUUGGCCCACUUUAGACUCGUAAUUUAUCCUGGUCAUUGUCCCCAUCAUACAUAUUCACCACUUGCGAUUCAUAACAUAUCAAUUAUUAUUUCGUAACUAUAGAAUGGAAUAAUUUUAUUUUUGACAGGAUGGAUUGAAUGAGUGUGUGAUGAUUGGUAAAAGUUGUACAUUUCAAGUGUAAGAAGAUGCUUACAUUUUGUAAACCAUUGGUAAUACAUGUUGUAAUAUAGAAUUAGCAAAAGUUUUGAUUAAUUUUUCCUUAGAAGUGACCGAAAUAUUUUUUGUGCAUAUUUGAAAAAAUGGCACUUUCCUUUUAUUAAUUGUUGAUUUAGAGAAAUUAUGCUUAAGCUGGUCUUUUGCAUUGCUAAUAUUACAUGUGCCCCAUUUUUCAUUCAUUCGUAUUUUCAUUUUUCAGUUGUAUAUUCUAUGUUUUGUAGUGUUUGGGUUGUUAAUGAAAAACUAUUAUAUUAUAUGUUCAUUGUUUCUUAUAUUAUUGCCACUCAUUUUUUGCUUGGUAAAAAU
Molecule: messenger RNA, 4663 nt
Organism: Tupaia belangeri chinensis (Chinese tree shrew)
Lineage: Eukaryota; Metazoa; Chordata; Mammalia; Scandentia; Tupaiidae
Gene: MEGF10
Product: multiple EGF like domains 10
Exons: 24
Coding region: 16-3426 (1136 amino acids)
Cellular component (GO): membrane
Molecular function (GO): protein binding
Source: RefSeq, a predicted model, not a curated record